Nicrophorus vespilloides is the source of this 1782-nucleotide messenger RNA. RefSeq names its product cGMP-dependent protein kinase, isozyme 2 forms cD4/T1/T3A/T3B-like. The record is from RefSeq and is a predicted model, not a curated record. The coding region runs from base 1036 to 1764 and encodes 242 amino acids. The transcript is spliced from 3 exons. NCBI's taxonomy places the organism in Eukaryota, Metazoa, Arthropoda, Insecta, Coleoptera, Silphidae.
CGAGUCCGUUUCGCCACCUCCCGCAGCAACCACAUGUUUCGGAACUAUGAACUAUCGGUCGCGCGAGGGGGGAAAGCCGCGGCCUUCUCCCUCCGCCUCCUCGGCGCGUUCGCCGAUGCCUGUUCUCGUCGCGACUGCAGACUUGUCUUGUCCGUUUUCCUAGAGACUAGUCCCGGGGGGAAAAAGAACGGAAUUGGUUGACGGCCAGGAGGAAACGAACCAAGAAGAAGCAGUAGUAGAUGCGGGAAGGACGCAAGAGAGAGACGCGUGCGGUGGUCGGUGAUACGUGCCCGUGGUCGCAGCAGUAGUAUUUGUUAGUUGGUCAUCGUCUCUCGGUUUAAGGACAAGGUUGGCAACACAACAGUACGUGUACGUCUUUCUUCUGCAAAAAAAAAAACGGACGGAAUAUGUGAGACACGAGUCCUGGUGUUGUGCGCGAAUUUCGAAAAUUCUCUUCGGAUGAGAAUGCGCGCGCUCGCGCCUACAAUUUUCCGGAAAAUGUGCGUCCCGGAAAACGUGCUUUCCGACAACGGAGACCUGUUGUGCAUCAUCAUCAUCAUCGCCAGCUGAAAACCACACACAUCCCACUUGCACUGUAAACUUAUGGAUUUACAUCAAACAACGACUACUCCUCACUUCAAUCACAUAAUUUAACAUUCGCCCGACGACGACGGCUGUGUUUAUUCGAGAUCAAGGGAAUCCCGCGUUAGUCGGCAAGGUUACCGCGACUUCGGGUCCCCAAAACAAAAACAAAUAUUUUGUCAAGCGCGAGAGCGAGAAAGGAAUAGAGAGUAGUACACGUGUUUGGCAUACGUCCAGGAAAAGAUAGAAAUAACCACCCACCGGGGAGAAGGAAAGAGUGAAGAACUGUAUAGCAGAUAUCGAGAGGUAGAGAAGGAACGCGUCAGGAGUGGGUGCGGAUUUACCUCGAGAUUUCGAAAGAGCAAGAGAGAGAUAGAAAGUUAAAAAAAGUGUGUGUGAUUGUGUGUGUGCGAGCUCCUGUUUUUAUCCCGACGUUCCGGAAAAACCGGGUGAAUGCGCGUGUGCUUAGAUACUCUUUGCUUCUCGUCGUGGCUAAGCCGUAACGACGAGGAAGCGGCGACAGCUGGGCUGGACGUGACCAGACCCAACAUCAUCACCGACCACAGUAACAGUGACAGCGGCGGCGGCGGUAACAGCAGCAACAAUAACAACAACAAUCAUCGGAUCAUCGUUGGAGACAGCAGUAAUCAGCAGCAGGAGAACGCGCGGCCUAAGACGGAGGUGGCGACGACCGUCACGAUGGAGGAGGAGUGCGACGUGCACUCGCUCCACCAGCAGCUGCGGAUCAAAGACGAGAAGAUCCGCGAGCUCGAGGACAUGCUGCGCAUCAAGGACGACGAGAUCAGCAACCUGCGAUCGCACCUGGACAAAUUCCAGAGCGUCUUCCCGCUGUACAUGCUCGCGGCUGGCAGCUCCAAGCACCUAGGGCUCAACAACAACGUGGGCGGGAUGCGACCACGCAAGCAGAGGGCCGGCAUCUCCGCCGAGCCGCAGAGCGAUCAAACGCUGCACGACCUCUCGCAGCUACCCACCUACGAUAAGGAAGAAACAUCGAGGGAUCUCAUUCGCGAUGCCAUCAUGGACAACGACUUCAUGAAGUAUUUGGACAUCACGCAGAUCCGCGAGAUCGUCGAUUGCAUGUAUCCCGAACUCCACAAGGCAGGCAGCCUCAUCAUCAAGGAGGGCGAUGUUGGUAGCAUCGUUUACGUCCUCGAAGGUUAGUGCAAAACUUCACGUUAC